Oppia nitens is the source of this 2001-nucleotide messenger RNA. RefSeq names its product serine/threonine-protein phosphatase 2A 65 kDa regulatory subunit A alpha isoform-like (gene Pp2A-29B). The transcript has 9 exons. Lineage: Eukaryota; Metazoa; Arthropoda; Arachnida; Sarcoptiformes; Oppiidae. The record is from RefSeq and is a predicted model, not a curated record. Gene Ontology annotation, biological process: protein dephosphorylation. The coding region runs from base 79 to 1890 and encodes 603 amino acids. Gene Ontology annotation, cellular component: protein phosphatase type 2A complex; cytoplasm. Gene Ontology annotation, molecular function: protein phosphatase regulator activity; protein binding.
AUUGACUUUGAGUGCAUUGAAAGCCAUUGAAAGCAAUUGAAAGCAAUUGUAAUAAUAAUAAUCAGUUAAUGCAAUCAAAUGGCGACUCAAGUGACGCAAAGUGUGGUCUCCAGUGAGGUCUCCGGCGAUGACUCUCUCUAUCCGAUCGCUGUCCUCAUCGAUGAACUCCGUAACGAUGACGUGCAGUUACGUCUCAACUCAAUCCGCAAAUUGUCGACAAUAGCUCUGGCAUUAGGUGUUGAGCGGACCCGCACUGAACUCAUACCUUUCCUCACAGACACCAUCUAUGAUGAGGACGAAGUUCUACUGGCUUUGGCCGAACAGUUGGGCACUUUUACAUCAUUAAUUGGUGGACAAGAGUACGUCCACGUAUUGUUACCGCCAUUAGAAUCUUUGGCGACGGUUGAAGAAACAGUGGUCAGAGAUAAAGCUGUCGAAAGUCUUAGGAUUGUUUCACAGCAACAUUCACCUCAAGACUUGGAGACUUAUUUUGUACCUCUUGUCAAACGACUUGCAUCAGGCGAUUGGUUUACAUCGCGAACGAGCGCUUGUGGUCUCUUUGGUGUCUGUUAUCCUCGAGUUUCAAAUCAAGUGAAAACAGAUUUAAGAAAUGCGUUUCGUCAGUUAUGUCAAGACGACACUCCAAUGGUUCGAAGAGCCGCCGCAUCUAAAUUAGGAGAGUUUGCAAAAGUGUUAGAACCGGAAUACGUUAAGUCGGAAGUAAUCUCUUUGUGGUCACUAUUGGCUUCCGACGAUCAGGACUCAGUACGACUUUUAGCUGUUGAGGCGUGUGUUUCCAUUGCAUCACUUCUUUCAAAUGAAGAUAUUGAACAGCAUGUGAUGCCUGUCUUAAGGUCAGCCGCUGAGGACAAGUCAUGGCGCGUCCGAUAUAUGGUUGCCGACAAGUUUACUGAAUUACAAAAAGCUGUUGGACCUGAUAUUACACGCAAUGAUUUAGUGCCCGCUUUUCAAAAUCUACUUAAAGAUUGUGAGGCAGAAGUGAGAGCAGCAGCCGCUCAGAAAGUUAAAGACUUUUGUCAGAAUUUAACGCCCGCCGACUCUCAGGAACAGCUAAUAAUGACUAAUGUUUUGCCAUGUGUUAAAGACUUGGUUUCAGAUCCUAAUCAACACGUGAAGUCUGCUUUGGCGUCGGUUAUAAUGGGUUUGUCACCCAUUUUGGGCAAACAUAACACUAUUGAGCAUUUGUUGCCAAUGUUUUUGUCUCAACUAAAAGACGAAUGUCCUGAAGUCAGACUUAAUAUCAUUUCAAACUUGGAUUGUGUUAAUGAAGUGAUUGGAAUUCAACAAUUAAGUCAGUCAUUACUGCCAGCGAUUGUUGAGUUGGCCGAAGACACAAAAUGGCGCGUCCGGUUAGCUAUCAUUCAAUACAUGCCAUUACUGGCCGGACAGCUUGGCGUUGACUUCUUUGAUGAGAAGCUCAACACGUUAUGCAUGACUUGGCUCGUCGAUCAGGUAUUUGCAAUCCGAGAGGCGGCCACACAAAACCUUAAGAAAUUAGUUGAAAAGUUUGGGUCUGAUUGGGCCACGAAUACAGUUAUUCCCAAAGUAUUGCAAAUGUCAAGAGACCAGAAUUAUUUGCAUCGAAUGACUUGUCUUUUCUCUAUCAAUGUAUUGGCAAACGCUUGCGGACCGGAAAUUACAGCAAAACAAAUGCUUCCAACUGUGGUUAGUCUGGGCUCAGACAGUGUACCAAAUGUUCGUUUUAAUGUUGCGAAGACUUUACAAAAGAUUGGACCAAUUCUUGAUCAGAAUACAAUUCAAACCCAAGUGAAGCCCUGUUUGGAUAAAUUACAAAACGAUUCCGAUGUUGACGUGCGCUUCUUUGCCAAAGAAGCCGUGUCAUCCCUUAAUGAAUCCGGAUUUCUAUAAUUUAUUUUAUAUUAUUAUUAUUAUUAUUCACAUUGAAAUCAUUGUUUCAAUUAAACUAAUGGUUUAAUUCAGUUAUUAAUUAUCCAAAAAACUUAGUCGUAAAGAAAUUGC